UCCUUUUACAUUAUUCUCGCAGCGAAAAUACGCAAAAAAUGAUUUUCCAUCAAGUUUUAUAAUUUUUAACGCGUUUCACCUGUUUGUUCUACCUGGUUGUGUGUUGUUACGUGUUGUAGAAAGUGCCUCGAGGUGCGACUUUGUUUUUACCUGGAGCUUUUGUUUGAGCGCGGUCGAACGCGAUGGGAAAUUCUCACAGCGGCAAGGCGGGUGGACAUUCCGGCGGAGUGGCCACCGCAGUUCAGUCCAAUCCGAACGGGCAGGUGCAGGAGCAUCCUGCCGGAGGAAGUGGCCCCUCGGUGAAGGGCAUGAGCCGCACGGCGAGUGGGGCGGAUCUGCACGACCGCGCCCAGGCCCAGUACCAUCCGGUGGACAAACUGGGCAAGAUUCUGGCCAAAAAGUGCGACGACGAGCGCGGGAUUAACGGCGUGACCGGGGAUGUUUUCGCGCGCUACGUUUUUCCGAAAUUUCCGGAUCUGGGCAUGAAGCUGUUCCAGUACUUGCGCCACAGCAGCCGGGCCAAAACGGACCACCUGGGGGUAACGGCCUUCCGGCAGCAGUGUGAAAAGUUCCUCGGAAUCCUGGACGAUUCGGUCAUUCUGGAGAGCUACGUCAAGAUGUUUGGCGAUUUGAACGAUCAGAACGAGCUGAUCAAGCCGGAAAAUUUGAAGGAACUGCUGCGAACCUGCUACAACCUGUCGAUGUCCACCUACCAGGACGGGCCGCAGUCGUGCCGUUUGAAGGAAGAUGAUGAGGAAUCGCUGGAUCGCACCCUAAAUUCCGUCGUUCAGUCGUGCUUCUUUUCGAAGGAAUCGCUCAGCUCGGGCUACAUUUGCCGGUGGCUGGAGAACAACGUUCCGCGGUUGGUUCCGCCGAUCCACAAGUAUUGCGUGCACGCCCUCAGCACCUCUCACCGGACCAUCAUCGACAAGAACAUGAAGAACAACAGCGACACCGUGGUUUCAAUCAGUGCGAUCAACGCCGGCGAAAGCAGCUACGGCCUGGAACUGCAAACGCCAAUCCUGGAGAAGGCCAGUCCCAACUUUGCGGCAAACGGUGCGACCGGCACGACGUCCAACCCGGGCAAGCCGCUGACGCAGGCCGACCGCGAAAGAAUGAUCAUCCAGCAGCCGCUGUUGCCACUGUCCGAGGCGUGGCUGCUGGCCGGAGCCCUGCCGCAGAUCUACUCGCGACCGCAGUCGAUCCAAUCGCCGCACAACGCGAGCUCGACCAACCUGGCCUCCCAGGUCUUCAUGGCCAAGCUCCUCUCGAUGAUGCCCUCCCACUGGACGCUGCUGUACGACUCGCGCCAGGACGGAGCCGGAACGAACCGGUUCCUGCACCACGUGCUCGGCUAUCGCGGCCCGAACCUCGUCCUGUUUCGCUGCGACGACGACCUGCUGUUUUGCGUGGCCAACGCGCAAGAGUGGCGCGAAACGCACCUCUACUACGGCUCCGAGGACAGCUGCUGUGUCCAGUUGCUGCCCAAAUUCGUGAUGUUGGAGCAAAAGCCCAAAAGUCUCUACCUGAACACGCACAUCCGAGGCUACCCGAAGGGGCUCCGCGCCGGCUCGGACCCGCGCAAGCCCAUCCUGAUCGUGGACGAACACUUUGAGAAGCUGGAGCAUCGUGGCCUGCAGCACAAAAUCCUCUCCAUCGAGGUGUGGGGCUGCGGCAAUACGCAGCAGCGCGAGGUCCAGCUGGACAUUAAAAACUGGCAAAUUAAGGAGGCGGAACGGCAACGGACGGUGAAGCUGACCGCGGCCGACUGGAUCGACCACCCGGAUCGGUACCUGCUGGAGCUGGGAGGGCGGCAGAAUUACAACAAUUCGUCGUCCUAAAAA
Messenger RNA from Culex pipiens pallens (northern house mosquito), 1844 nucleotides. RefSeq lists its product as uncharacterized. Bases 183 to 1841 code for a protein of 552 amino acids. Lineage: Eukaryota; Metazoa; Arthropoda; Insecta; Diptera; Culicidae. The transcript has 6 exons. The record is from RefSeq and is a predicted model, not a curated record.